Molecule: messenger RNA, 2549 nt
Organism: Neohortaea acidophila
Lineage: Eukaryota; Fungi; Ascomycota; Dothideomycetes; Mycosphaerellales; Teratosphaeriaceae
Exons: 4
Coding region: 96-2108 (670 amino acids)
Biological process (GO): DNA repair
Molecular function (GO): DNA binding; metal ion binding
Source: RefSeq, a predicted model, not a curated record
ACACAACCUUGACUUCACUUCCCAUCCACCUCUCAUCCUUCCGCCUCGCUCCUUACCAUGCCCGGCUGAGUCUCGCAUGGUGUUGACAAUGCAACAUGGCUGCCUCUCGGAGGAGUCUCGGCGGCGGGCGGGUCUUGGGGACCGGGAAGAACAUCGCCCCCCCUCCCACCUCUCCAUCGCCGCUCGCUCCGGGCAAGACGAUUGUCCGCAAUGCUGACCUGCUGUCGCCGUCGGAAAGCUCGCUUUCCCUCGACAGCCAGACCUCGAGCACGCCCGUCUCGGCAGACAAUGAAGACAUUACAUCACGAGUCGCCCUCCACGCCCAUGGAUCCGCACAGGCCGGUGCUGCCUCGGGCUCGAAGAUGGUGUGCCCGAUAUGCAAUGAAGAGAUGCUCACCCUUCUUCAAUUAAACAGACAUAUCGAUGACAACCACGCGAAUCUGGAGGCGGUAGAGCAAGAGGAGGUCAAGGAUUGGUUUGAACAACAGAUGAAAAAGGCCAAGAAGUUCCAGCCCCUGCAGUUCAUCAACCAGAAGCUCCGCGGGAUGGAGGCUUUUGAAUCCAACAACGAUGCUGCUCCCCGCCCGCCGCUCUCGAACGUGCAAACCCCGCCAAGAUACGAUAGUCGUGGCGCUUCACCGGCUCCUUUACCCCCGCGACCCUCUACCCCGUCCACCGACCCAGACGACAUUAUCAAACGGUCACAUUGGCAACGCUCCACCGGCUACGAUGCAUGCAGCGACCCAAUGUGCGGCAAGCGGCUGGGAGCGGCCAACGGCCAAAUCAAUUGCAGACACUGUGGCAAGCUCUUCUGCGAGGAGCAUACCAUGUAUCAAAUGAGGCUCUCCCGCGCCGCCAUUCAUGAGCCCGUCCGAGGCUUGUGGUAUCGGGUGUGCGAGACCUGCUUCAAAACUCGCGACGGCUACAAUGAUAAGACGGGCUUGGAGCGGAGUCACUUCGAAUACUUCAAGGCAACACGACGGAAGAUGGUGGACGAAAAAUACUUGGAGACCAGCCGCCUCGAGACACGGUUGACACGCCUGACCCAGUUGCUCGCUAACCCGCCUCCCCCCGAUCAGCAACAGCGGAGCAUCUGGUCCUCCAUCGCCGGCGACCGAGAUCAUAUCAGGAAUCUGGAGCAAUCUGUUGUCUCAUGGCAAGACGAUGCGCACGUCGUAGAGUGCCCCUUCUGCCAACAACCCUUCUCCCAGUACGCCCUACGGCGGCACCACUGCAGGACCUGCGGUCGCGUUGUAUGCAGUGACCCUGCCACCGCCUGCUCCACCGAGGUUGGACUGGACGUCGACAAACCCUCUAACACAGUGUCGGAGAAAGGACCGAGCGGCAAAGUUGCUCUCAGUAUACGAAUGUGCAAAGACUGCCAGCGCACGAUAUUCAGCAAGGCCGACUUCGCUCGGGAAGUGGCUGCACAGACCCCCGACCAACGGGCGUACCAGAAUCUGGUUCAGUUCGAACAAGGCAUACGCCUGAUGCUUCCCAAAUUUCAGCGUCUACUCCCCACCCUCCAAGACCCCGAGAAGCCUCCCACCCCCGCCCAGCUCGCCGAAGCAAGUAAAGUGCGCAAGCGGCUCACAGAUGCCUUCACUCAAUACAACACAGCGGCGCGACGGAUCCGAGACCUGCCGACGGACAGUCCGACCCAAGCCCGAUUGCAGAAGGCCAUCUAUCAGCAGGCCUCAAGCUUUCUCCACGUACACAUGCUGACCUUGAAGGCCAUUCCGAAGAUCCUCGGUCACGCCACUCCAAAUGCCAGGCCGCAAAGUGCUCUCUCAUCCAUCAAGAACAGUGAUGCGAUGAACGGCGAGGGUUCAAGAUCAGGCAGUCGCAAUGGCAGCGUUGACUUGGUUGCGGUGACGGCCUUGGAAGCGGAGGAGAAGGAGCUACGGGAGCGCUUGAUUGUGCUCGAGGAGCAGAAGUUCAUGGUAUCCGAGAUGAUUGCCGAUGCCAACAAGAGGCGGAAGUUUGACGAAGUCAGCAGCUUGGCACAGAAUGUGGACGAUCUCGGUCGAGAGGUGGAUCAGAUACGAACGCGAUUGGGGCAGAUGGAUUUCAAGGGAGCGUACACAGGGGAUGCAACGGUGAAGUGAAGUGAAACGAAGCUGCGGAAAGGGAACUCUUUGGAAGAGCAUCUUCUGUAAGAAUUGAGCUGGCCCAGCCGUUUGGCAGUGCUGGAAAAGGAAUCCUGAAACGUCGAGAGGGCCUGCUCUGCUGUGAAUGGAAAGCAUAUUGGGAGACGAGCUCUGGGAGCAGGCUGACGGAGUUGUAGCUGUGGCCAAUCGGGGACUGGCCGAGUCACAUCUAGUCAUCAGGAUUUGUCGUCAACAGAGAAACUGCACAGACAAGGCGCUUCAUCUAGUCAUGUCAGGCAGGACUGGAGGAGCUCUGCAUGCGGUCCGAGACACCUAUCACUCACGCUGCUCGUCAGUAAUGCUCGUCACACAUCUGGACCUGCUAGCAUGUCAUUUAUAUGCUACAUCGUGCCCUUCAGUCACUUUGCCUGCCCAGAUAUCCGCCCCAAUCCGUCUCCC